CAGGUCAUAUCUGGCCUUUUUGUAGUCAUCAGCGGUGCCCAUGACAAAUGCAGUCGAACGAGCACGUAGCUUAGCCCUUACAUCACAGUUCAUCCACUGUUUUUGGUUAGGGUAUUUUCUGUAAUACUUGGUGGUGGUAACAGUCUCUAUACAUGUGCUAAUGUAGCCAGUAACAGCAGAAGCAUAUUCAUCCAAAUCAACAGUACAAUCUUCCCUCCCCGCUGCAGUUUUAAACACAUCCCAGUUUGUGCAGCCAAAGCAGUCCUGAAGUACUUGAUCAGUUUCUUCAUUCCACACUUUAACUGCUGUACUUACAGGGGGAGCUUUUUUAAGAAGUUGUCUGUAUGUUGGAUAAAGGAAUAUAGAGAUGUGGUCAGCCUUUCCAAAGUGGGGUCUUGGAACAGCCUUCAAAGCACCUUUCAUGUUGCAGUAGACUUGGUCCAGGAUGUUAUUUUCCAUUGUGGGAAAGCUCACAUGCUGGUAAUAUUUGGGGAGGACAGUCCUGAGGUUACAGUGGUUGAAAUCGCCAGAUAUAAUGAAUACAGCGUCUGGGUGUUUGGUUUCGUGUUUAUCAAUGAUGUCAUGCAGGAGGCCUAGUGCAUUAGCAGUGUUAGCUCGUGGUGGGAUGUAAACAGCAGUUAAAUACACAGCGCUAAACUCACGAGGUAAAUAAAAAGGUCUGCAUUUCACCAUCAGCAGCUCAAUGUCCUGCGAGCAGUGCUUUUCCAUCGUCUGUACGUCUGUGCACCACCGUUUGUUUACGUAAACACAGACGCCGCCACCUCUGUGUUUACCAGACGCUAAAGUCCGAUCUCCCCGGUAAGCAGCAAAUGAUUCCAACUGGAUCGCCGAGUCCGGUAUAUCCUCCGUCAGCCAGGUUUCUGUGAAGGAGAACUUCACCCAAGAUGGCAAACAAAGAUGAAGACAAGAAGGAACACGGAAGCCACCUGCAGAUAAGAAGCGUGGGUUUUGUCAAGGGGGGGCUUGGACGUAUAUAAUGGUCAACUAUCAGAAAAGACAUGAAAAGAAACCUCAAAAUGGAAGGGAAAAAUGUAGCAACCAAAGCUGCUGUGCUGGUGCUUUUACAACAAGGUCUUCUGCUGUCUGGAGCCGUACAUGUCCAACCCUCCGUUAACCCAGUUGCAGUCGGGGACACUCUGACGCUGUCCCUCUCUCCGGCCACAGCCCUCAGGGGUGGAAGCUGGGCUGUGGGCGAUUCCCUUAUCGUCACCUGGCUCGGGAAUCAGCAGGCAGUUUUUCCCAACCACACCGGCAGGGCAUCGGUAGAUGUCCUUACUGCAGCCCUCACCCUGACUUCGGUGACCCUGGAGGACUCAGGAGUGUACGUGCUGCAGAGCGGUGAUCCUCCGCUCAAGGCCAACACCACCAUCACUGUCCUGGAGCCUGUUUCAAAUAUAACUCUUGGCGUCAAUCAAACAAAUCUGAUGGAGUUGUCAUCAGCGGUGGUGACAUGCUUUGCCUCUUCAGGAUCCUCGCCGUCUUUUCUGUGGCUAAAUGGCAGCUCUGAGGUCGUCUCCAAUGAAAGAGUUGUACUCACUGAUGAAAAUGCCACCCUGUCAAUAGUUAGCGUGACCCGCCAUGACCGUGGACCCUUCAGGUGCUUUGUGUUCAAUCCCGUCAGCAAUGGCACCAGUGAUUCAUUAACCUUCACCAUCACCUACGGCCCAGACAACAUGGUCCUCACCAUCAAAGAGCAGAACGCUACUUCCUUUCUAACCGGAUCCAACCUGACCAUGCUCUGCUCGGCACAGUCCAGUCCACCAGCUCUGCUUGAGUGGGCUUUCAGGGGCCGACUUCUAAAUACGACGGGUCCAUCGCUGGAGCUGUUGGACGUCAGGCAGGACCAGAGCGGCCCAUAUGGUUGUCUGGCCUUCAACAAUGAGACCAACAUGAGCAGAAACAUCUCCAAAGACAUCCUGAUUAGCAGGUCACACACCUCAGCGUUGAAACAAGAUGCCUUCCAUGUGUGGCUCGUACCCAUGAUGCCGUGUGUCAGCUUCUUCCUCACGGUGCUCGAACUCGGCAAAUUAAAGAGCGCAUCAUCAAAGCUGACCCGGCAAAUUUCCGCCAUGGGAUGUACAAGUAGUAUGCAGAGGCAGGACACGCCCUGUAGCCUUCACACGGAAAUUCCGCAAUAACAGCAACGUGUUUAUUCGUCUACACCUUUUAAACAGGACCCAGCAAGAUGCUGGUGGCCCCCUAUGAACCACGCAUGGUGAAACGUACGAUGUGCAUGUCAAAUAGUGUAAAAUUAACCAAAUUGCUGCUCACAUACUGUACGAUCAAUGUAAAUCAACAAUGUAACCCAUUUGAUCCAGAUUACAGUAUAUUCUAAUGUCAAUAUUUGGGGCUGUCUUUGUAUGACGUAACGCUCUUGCUUAAUAAAACAUUCAUCUGGUCGACAUGGUGUAUUUAACGUCAACAGAAACUGCUUUGCACAUCCACAAACACAGAUAUGCUUGUGGGUAGAUCAAGUAUAAACACCAAUUGGUUUCACUUCUGUUUAAGUCUUCAAAAAAUGUGCCAAACUUGAAUUUACUUGAAGAUGUAAAAGUCAUUGCUCUCCUUUAAUGCUGUUAUUUUUUAUUAUAAUGUUAUAUACAUCAUUGAAAUAUUUGGCAGUAAUUUUUUAAGGGGGGGGGAGUCCCUAGUCAACGGCUGUCCAUUCUGCAGGAUUUUGACGACAGUGAACAAUGACAAAGGAAGAGAAAAGACCAACCUUGGACAAAUUUGGGCUUAUGUGGCUUAAAAAAACAAAGAGCUGACA
This is a messenger RNA of Dunckerocampus dactyliophorus (ringed pipefish), 2788 nucleotides long. RefSeq names its product carcinoembryonic antigen-related cell adhesion molecule 1-like. The coding region runs from base 1020 to 2159 and encodes 379 amino acids. NCBI's taxonomy places the organism in Eukaryota, Metazoa, Chordata, Actinopteri, Syngnathiformes, Syngnathidae. The record is from RefSeq and is a predicted model, not a curated record. The transcript is spliced from 8 exons.